This is a messenger RNA of Thunnus maccoyii (southern bluefin tuna), 3953 nucleotides long. RefSeq names its product green-sensitive opsin-like. The transcript has 6 exons. The coding region runs from base 2434 to 3471 and encodes 345 amino acids. Gene Ontology annotation, cellular component: membrane; photoreceptor outer segment. The record is from RefSeq and is a predicted model, not a curated record. Gene Ontology annotation, molecular function: G protein-coupled receptor activity. Lineage: Eukaryota; Metazoa; Chordata; Actinopteri; Scombriformes; Scombridae. Gene Ontology annotation, biological process: visual perception; phototransduction; G protein-coupled receptor signaling pathway.
AUUCAAUUCAUUUAAUUUCAAUUUCAACACACAAACACAAACAGCGCUGUUGUUCACACUACGAUACCUGACAGGGGUGUUGCACUCCUGCUGCACCUGCAGUGAAGUUCGCUGCCAGGAUGGACCGCUACCUCCUUACAAAAACUCUAACUGCUCCACCCGAUGAAAGCAACCUAAGUCCCUGGCCGUCACCAACACCGCCACCAGCAAGCAAAAUUAAGACGAAUAAGACGGCAAUGAAAGUUGUGGCUUCAACUAUUGAAAAAUGGAAAAUAGAAUGGCUCGGUGUCGAAAAAAUGAAUUAGACGACUCUCCUCUACUGCAAGGCAUGCGGGGCUAACCCACCCAAUAAUAGCCUGGAACCGCGAAAAAGUAAUCACGACUUUAUUAAAGGCGAACAGGUCAAAAAAGUGUUUGGCUCAUCGGCACCAAGCCAGCAAACAUAAUCGUUUUGCUUAUGAUUCUCCACCUCACUGACUACACCACUGCUGCUGCUGCAUACAGCUUAACGUUGAGAGUUGUAAGAUCAUCAGGUGAGUAUCCCACAUAUCCUGCUCUUUCACUAUUUAUUAUAAUGGCACACUUUUUGCAGAAAACACACAAACCUGGUAACUCUGCAGAGAUCUUACUGUUAACAUAAGGUUAAAGUGGCUAGAUUGUUUGAGAUCGGUAAAAAAUAUUGGUAGGGACAAUCCAGCAACACUUUGAUAUUGGUAGGGACAUGUUUUUUUUAAUUAACUUUAUUAACAGCACAUUAAUAUUACAACACAAAUAACUUUACAGGGAGUAUUAGAGAUAAUUAAAUCACCUAGCAGUGUUGUCCACAAUGUCUCUCAAGAGAUGUCCUUUUUGUUUUUAGAUACUUUACAGACAGAAUCAUGGAAUAUCUGAUGUUUAACAUCACACAAGUUUUUGUUUGGAAGAAACUGAGGAACUCUAUGGAAACACGGAAGGACACUGCUGUGAUGACCCCUAGUGUCAUCUUGGGAUUUGAUCUGGUAUUAACCUGUAUCUCUCCUGAUUCUGCAGGUGACCGUUAGUGUGACCUGGAAUACUUGAGGGCCCAUGGUAUUUCCUGGUUAUUUAAGUCCGGCUGCAGCAGGCAGUUUUCUCUAAGACACGGCUGCUCCGCUGCCGCUACUCUGCUCUCUAACCCCUCUAACAGCAGGCACCUGCUUUUGGUUAUGUUGUUGCCUAAGUUUCUUGUAGGUUUUGCACCUUACAACACACACAUACAUUCACCACUCCUGCACAUCUUACACCACUGAUUAUACUGUAAUCAGUGAUUACAGUGACUGAUUAUACUGUAAUUAUAGACAUUUACACCCCACUCCUUGUUAAUCCUCAGUUGAGUCUGUUAUUUACUUUGCUAAAGUAAAUUCCUUUCGUUGUGGCCACUCAAGCCUGGUCAUAAAACUGGUUAUCCUCUUACAACACACUGCCCGGUAAUGACAAGAGUCCAUAUAAUUCAUAGUCAUAUAAUGACUUUCAACCCAAUUCUUUACCAUUUUUUAUGAAACAAAAUAUUAAAACUUAUUUGUCCAUACUAUAUAAAUAAAUAAUGCCUGGACACACUGGCUAAAGUACUCACUGUACAUGUAGAACUGUUAUAUAUUUUAUUUGUUUUCAAAUUUGAUUAAGAGUUAAAGCGCCCCCGUCAAUUUUGGGAUAAUAUAUUAUCCAAAUUAUGUUUUAUAUUAUUUUAUACUGGUGGUGUCAGCUUUCAUAAUUGUGGAAACUUUCUUAUGUUCUUAAAAUAGAGAUAAAAUGAAUCUUUUCUCUUCAAUAACAUUCACACUACUGUGAUGAAUAGUAAAGGUGAUAAUUGAAUAAUGAGAGAAACACAUUAAAACAUAACACUAAAACAUGUUUUCUUAAAGGUUUGAAAAGACAAAUACAAACUCAAGCAAAGGACAAAUGAAAGAUUAAAGAAAAAAAUUCAAAACAUGAACUAUACUCUAAAUUUAAAGUCUGUUUAUUAUUAAGCAACUAAAAAGAACGGUUUGAAUGUGUAAGAGGUCAUCAGUGGUGUUGUAUAUAUAAUGAUUUACAAAAACAAUAUAUCACUAUAAUAAAAAGGGAAAAUUUCAGUUGGUUAGAAUUUGCAAAGACAUUUCAAUUUUUCUUCAGAUAAAUUAAAGAUUUUCAAACCCUGUUCAAACCACAAAUGCUGUGUGACCUAUUAAAAAAAAAAAAAAAAAAAAAAAAGAGAAGGAGAGUUGAGUAGCUCAAACUUCAACCGCACUUCCACACGUUGAUGAUCAUCCGGUGUUAAGAUGAAUUACCAAGGCUUUAGACGAAAGACUUAUUCUCAAUCCCCCUGUAAUCCCCUUUUUGAACAGUAUAAAUCUGACGCCACUUGACAUCAGCUGCAGAGGGGUACAACAUUGCUUUGAGAAAAACUACACCCAUCGGUCCUGUCAUUCAAAGAAGAUGGAGAACGGCACAGAGGGCAAGAACUUCUACAUCCCCAUGAACAACAGGACGGGGCUUGUGAGGAGUCCUUUUGAGUAUCCACAGUACUACCUUGGAGAUCCAAUCCUGUUCAAACUGCUGGCUGCCUACAUGUUUUUCCUGAUCUGCACUGGCUUCCCCAUCAACGCUCUGACUCUGGUGGUCACAGCUCAGAACAAGAAGCUGCGGCAACCUCUCAACUUUAUCCUGGUCAACCUGGCUGUGGCUGGACUGAUCAUGGUCUGCUUUGGGUUCACCAUCACCUUUGUAACUGCCAUCAAUGGCUACUUCGUUUUCGGACCAUUGGGCUGUGCCGUUGAGGGAUUCAUGGCCACUUUGGGAGGUCAAGUUGCUCUCUGGUCUCUGGUGGUUCUGGCUGUUGAGAGAUACAUUGUUGUCUGCAAACCCAUGGGAAGCUUCAAGUUCACUGGAACUCACGCAGGAGUUGGAGUUGCUUUCACCUGGAUCAUGGCUAUGUCUUGUGCUGCCCCUCCACUGGGUGGCUGGUCCAGGUACAUCCCUGAGGGUCUGCAGUGUUCUUGUGGACCUGACUACUACACUCUGGCCCCAAGCUACAACAACGAGUCAUAUGUCAUGUACAUGUUCAUCUGCCACUUCUGUGUUCCAGUUGGCACCAUCUUCUUUACGUAUGGAAGCCUUGUGCUGACAGUCAAAGCUGCAGCAGCUCAGCAGCAGGACUCAGCAUCCACCCAGAAAGCUGAGAAAGAGGUGACACGUAUGUGCGUCCUGAUGGUUAUUGGAUUCUUGGUGGCCUGGACUCCAUAUGCCAGCUUUGCUGCAUGGAUCUUCUUUAACAAGGGAGCUGCAUUCUCAGCUACAGCCAUGGCUAUCCCUGCUUUCUUCUCAAAGAGCUCAGCAUUGUUCAACCCAAUCAUCUAUGUGCUGAUGAACAAACAGUUCCGUAAUUGCAUGCUCACCACAGUUGGAAUGGGUGGUAUGGUUGAGGAUGAGACCUCAGUAUCAACCAGCAAGACAGAAGUAUCCACUGCGUCUUAAGGAUAAUUUUUUCACUACUCCGGAAAUCCUCCUUCCUGAUGUCUUCCUGAUUCUGAAUGGCUGUCUUGAAAUGGAAAUAAGCAAAUGGACACAAGCGAAUGAUCUUUUUGGCAACAAAUGGGAAUAAAUCAAAGAAAACAUGCCAGUGACAGCAUUUCAGCAUUUCUGUGCAGAUUCUUAAUUUCUGUAUGUCUGUGAUUUAAAAAACAAAACAAAACUGGACUCAUAUAAACCACAGCUUCAACCACAGAGUUAUUGUUUGGAUCUCUCACGAACAGGAUCAAGCAAAACAUUGUGAAACACAGCCUGAAGUGUUUUCUUGUCACAAAUGAUGAUAACUGAUGCUUGUGAUAUGUUUGAAUGGGUGAGUGGAUGAAAAUCACCUUUGUAUAUUUAUGACAGGUUAGCAUGUUUGUUGGCCUCUGUCAUAAUAUUCUGUAUAUAUUUUAUAAACAAAAAAAGUGUAGAAAAGAGUUAUUAAA